AUGAAUACUUCCGCAUCUCCCCAUUCAAAGCCGGCGGUGUCGCAGACAGGCCCCACUGGGGCUUUCAUGGUCGAGUUGCUGAUCACCAAUGGGUCACCCUUUAAAGAUCACUGGGCGUACUUUGUUCGGUCGCAUAACGACCCUGAUAUCGGCGUAAAGAUACACGCGACCGGCAAUGUGAGAAUUGGCUUUGAAUUCGAAAUUAAGCGGAGUGAAAACCUACAAACAACCGACGAUAUUCCGUCAACAAGGGUCCCGCUGCAAUGGGUCGAUGAAAUGUACUUUGAUGAGAGCCCUAUGCUCAACAACGGGAAAUACAAAGUCGACAAUUCGCCUGUCUGUCGCUUUGAGGAGAGUGUUUACAAAAUCGAAGCUCCAGGAAAAAGUCUCAACACAGUCAGUGACGGGUCCAAACCACGUCGAAAGGUUAUUCAGAGGGAUUGCCAGACAUGGAUUGUCGAAUCUGCCGAGCAACUUCGCCAUGACAACAUCUUUAGCGAGGAGGUUGUUGCUUAUCUUCAUGCCAUUAAACAGUAA
This is a messenger RNA of Penicillium griseofulvum, 537 nucleotides long. RefSeq lists its product as uncharacterized. The record is from RefSeq and is a predicted model, not a curated record. The transcript has 2 exons. Bases 1 to 537 code for a protein of 178 amino acids. NCBI's taxonomy places the organism in Eukaryota, Fungi, Ascomycota, Eurotiomycetes, Eurotiales, Aspergillaceae.